AUGUCUGGUUUGAGUAAAACUGAACGUAGGUUAUUAGCAUCACGAGAAAUCCUAGGACCAGAAGCGACAGAUGGUGCAACACCAACAGCGGGGACAGGUACAGCCACCAUAACAGUCACAGUAACUGAUGUCGAUGAGACACCAGCCUUUGGUGCAACUUCCUACAGCCAAUGUAUACUUGACGGAUCUGCUGCUGAAACGACUCUAACAACUACCCUUGCAACCGAUUCUGACCCUGGAGAUAAGAUUACACAUAGUAUAAAUUGUAUUCAUUCCAGAAUAGAGAUGGAUGAAAUAGAUAACAUUGACGAACAGGUAGAGUUGGCUCCUUUGUUGAAGUUUCAACAACUGAUGAGUACCCUCAUAAAUUGUCUGCAUCUAAUUACAGAUGCCACAAUCACGGGAUGGACUACCCCUACUAUAGAAGCGGCAGUUGGCACUGGAACGCUAACUGUGUCCGAAUCCCAAGCUACUUUAACAACAAUAACAACGUAUGUUGCAGUCACAAGUGCUACUUCUAUUACAUACGCAUUCGCAUCUGCAGUAGCUCCUUUUGACUUAUCCUCAACUGGUGUAUUGACGAUCACUGCUAACCUGGACGCCGAUACAACUUCCUCUUACACGCUCAAUGUUGUAGCGACAGAUGAUAACUCAGCUGUAGGUACAGCUACUAUAGCGGUCACAGUUACUGAUAUUGAUGACGCCCCAGCAUUCGGUGCAACUUCCUACAGUCAGUGUAUAAUUGAUGGAUCAGCUGCUGAUACGACACUGACAACUCUCCUCGCAACCGAUUCUGACCCUGGUGAUACAAUUACUCAUAAUAUAAAUUCUGGAAACACGAACACCGACUUUAAAAUUGAUGCGACUACAGGCGUUAUACAGGUUAACACUGGUAAAACUCUCGCCAUGGCAACAACUGCAAGCUACACGCUUGUAAUUCAUGCAGUUGACGAUGAAUCAACCGCUCAGACAGGGUCGACAACUGUGUCUGUAACUGUUGCUGCCGAGUGUAGCAGCGCAGCAGCUCUAGGUUUCAGCGUCACUGCAAUUUUCGUGACCAUGCUUGUAUCAGUUUUAUAAGUGAAAAUUUUAAGGAAAUAAUAAUGCGUACAAAAUCACUGAACCGGUAAAAAUAGGCUACAGGAACAUUUUCUUAAUAUUACUAUUUUGUUUAUGAUAUUGGUUUAUUUCGUAAUCACAGUAUAUUCAAAUCCAUAAUUCUAGAACCGAUUUCCAGCAGCGGCAUGGUUUAGAACCUUUUAUUCAAGAGUUAUACUGUUUAAAAUAAUUAUUAAGCUGAAAAAAUUAUGUUAUGUACCAAAAUGAUCGUCAAAUAAUUUUCCCAAUUGAACUCUGAAAGGACAUUUUUAUAUUUUUGUUCUAGUACAAUAGGUGAGAUGACUCAUGUAAAUCUGGAUACUCAUGAAAACGUCUUAUUUCACUGACAUAUCUGGCAUUUUACUUCACCAAGACAUUAAAACUUAGACGAUACAAACUAAAACGGCUGUCAAAAAUCUCAUACAAUUACCAAUACCUUUGUGCACUUCGGUUUAAAUAGAUUAUUUAGUGUUUGGAAUGCAAAUAGAUAAAACAGAAUCCAGGUUUCUUUGUCUACUCCCUUUAGUACAAUUUGUUCUGUGUGUGUUUGUGUUGUCGUACUAACAGUUAUCUGUCCAGAAAUUAUUCAAUAAUGAGAUACUACUGUAUCGACAGUUGAGUCAUUUCCCACUUUGGACUAUGUACUUUCUUGCUCCUGCAUUUUAACAGCUAUUUUACAUUUCACAUAUUUUCAAUUGUUCCCUUCAAAAAAAAAAAAAGGAAUUAGCAUUUAUCCUGAGUGAGUUGUUUUAAGACUAUAUUCUUCAUAUAAUUUCGAAAUACAAGUUAUCAUGUCCUGGAUUCAAACGUAAAAACAACUUAAGUUAAAACUAACAUCCAGUUGCUUAAAUUUACCAACUUAUUUAUUGUCAAGUCAUCGGAAUCAACGCAAAUAAUUAUCUGUAUAACUUAGUUAAUGUUCAAUAUUCUUUUAGUUUUACUUUUUCUUAUUCUUGUGUGGAAGAAAUAAAAUAUUGGACACAAUA
Mercenaria mercenaria is the source of this 2084-nucleotide messenger RNA. Its product is annotated as protocadherin Fat 4-like. Gene Ontology annotation, molecular function: calcium ion binding. Gene Ontology annotation, cellular component: membrane. Bases 1 to 1080 code for a protein of 359 amino acids. The transcript has 8 exons. Gene Ontology annotation, biological process: homophilic cell-cell adhesion. The record is from RefSeq and is a predicted model, not a curated record. Lineage: Eukaryota; Metazoa; Mollusca; Bivalvia; Venerida; Veneridae.